This is a messenger RNA of Notolabrus celidotus (New Zealand spotty), 6115 nucleotides long. It is a transcript of the gene supt6h, whose product is annotated as SPT6 homolog, histone chaperone and transcription elongation factor. The coding region runs from base 151 to 5472 and encodes 1773 amino acids. Gene Ontology annotation, molecular function: histone binding; DNA binding; nucleosome binding. The record is from RefSeq and is a predicted model, not a curated record. The transcript has 37 exons. Lineage: Eukaryota; Metazoa; Chordata; Actinopteri; Labriformes; Labridae. Gene Ontology annotation, cellular component: transcription elongation factor complex. Gene Ontology annotation, biological process: transcription elongation-coupled chromatin remodeling; mRNA transcription by RNA polymerase II; transcription elongation by RNA polymerase II.
CCUUCACAGCAUCCCGGAAGUGUCUCCACGCCGCUCGUUCUCGGCCAUUUUUUCAAGUACAAGCUCCCCGAGACAAAAAACACAACACAUCCUUUUAUUACUGUACAUAAAUCUGGAAUUUACCACUGAAGUGAGACGUGAUCUGCAGUCAUGUCUGACUUCAUCGAGAGCGAGGCCGAGGAGUCAGAGGAGGAGUUUGAGGAGAAAGACUUGAAGCCCAGAAAGACCCAGAGGUUUAUGGAGGAGGACGAUGAGGAGGAGGAAGAGAACACAGAAGACCAGGACGAGCGAGGAAACUUACGAGGUCUCAUUGAUGAUGGAGAUGAGGAGGAGGCGGAGGAGGAAGAAGCUCAAAAGAGUGGUAGUGCAGCGGCGAGUGACUCAGAAGAGGAAGUGAAGCAUCGACGUAAAAAGCGAAAUUAUGAUGACUACCUGGAUGAUGAUGAUCUUGACCUGAUUGAAGAAAACUUGGGUGUCAAAGUUAAAAGAAGGAAGAAGAAAUACGACCGUGUGAAAACACUCGACGACGAUGAAGAGGAUGAUGACGAGAAGGACUUGAUCGCUGAUGAGAUCUUUCAUGGAGAUGCGGAUGGCGAGCUUGAGGAAGGCGAGGCCGUGGAUGAGCCUCUCCACCACGCUGAUGACGAGGAGGAAGGGGAGGAUGAGGAGUCAGAUAUAGAUGACUUCAUUGUGGACGAUGAUGGUCAACCAAUCACCAAAAAGAGGGGCAAGAAGUUCUCAGGAUACACAGAUGCAGCCCUCCAGGAGGCCCAGGAAAUUUUCGGCGGCGACUUUGACUUUGCCGACUUUGACGCCGACGCUUACGAAGGGGGCGAGGAGGAAGAAGAGGACCAGGAUGAAGAGGGCUGGGACCGACCUAAGAAGCAGACCAAGAGAAGACAAGGGAGGAAGAGCAUCUUUGAGAUCUACGAGCCCAGUGAGCUGGAGAGCAGUCACAUGACUGACCAAGACAACGAGAUCAGGACUACUGACAUGCCCGAGAGGUUCCAGCUGCGAUCGAUCCCUGUUAAACCUGCUGAGGAUGAUGAGCUAGAAGAGGAAGCAGAAUGGAUCUUUAGACAUGGCUUCUCCACUCUUACCAUCUCCAUGCAGGAGAGCACAGAUUAUCUGGACAGAGGAACAACCACAAACUUCAGCAGGAAAGGCCCCAGCACCAUCGCCAAGAUCAAAGAGGCCCUCAACUUCAUGAGGAAUCAACAGUUUGAAGUUCCUUUCAUAGCUUUCUACAGGAAAGAAUAUGUGGAGCCUGAGCUGAACAUCAACGACCUGUGGAAGGUGUGGCAGUGGGAUGAAAAGUGGACACAGCUGAAGACCAGGAAGCAGAACCUUACGCGUCUGUUCCAGAAGAUGCAGUCCUACCAGUUCGAGCAGAUCUCUGCAGACCCUGACAAACCUCUGGCUGACGGCAUCCGUCCUCUGGACACGGCUGACAUGGAGCGGCUGAAAGAUGUGCAGACGCUUGAAGAGUUGGGUGACGUUUACAAUCACUUCCUGCUCUACUAUGGCCGAGACAUCCCUAAGAUGCAGAACGCCGCCAAGACGACGAAGAAGAGGAUGAAGAAGAUCAAAGAGGUGUCAGAAGAUGGUGAAGAAGAGGAGCUAGAGGUCGAGGAAGAAGAAGAACAAAAAGGACCUGACCUCAAGCUGGCAUCUCGCAGAGAUAUGUACAGCAUCUGUCAGAGUGUCGGACUUGAUGGUUUGGCGAAGAAGUUUGGAUUGACUCCCGAGCAGUUUGGAGAAAAUUUGAGAGACAGCUACCAGCGUCACGAGACCGAGCAGUUCCCAGCUGAGCCCAUAGAGCUGGCCAAAGACUACGUGUGCAGUCAGUUCUCCACCCCCGAGGCAGUUCUUGAGGGAACCAGGUACAUGGUAGCCAUGCAGAUCGCCCGUGAGCCUCUGGUCAGACAUGUUCUCCGACAGACGUUUCAGGAGAGGGCCAAGAUCAACAUCAAGCCCACGAAGAAGGGCAAAAAGGAGAUAGACGAGGCUCACUUUGCCUACUCCUUCAAGUAUCUGAAGAACAAAGCUGUGAAAGAGCUAAACGGGGAUCAGUUCUUGAAGAUGUGUCUGGCAGAGGAGGAGGGGCUGCUCACCAUUGACAUCUGUAUCGACCUCAUCGGGGUCAAAGGAUACGCCGGAGACCAGACGUACUUUGAUGAGAUCAAACAGUUCUACUACAGAGACGAGUUCAGCCACCAGGUGCAGGAGUGGAACAGGCAGCGAACUUUAGCCAUCGAGAGGGCGCUCAGUCAGUUCCUCUAUCCUCAGAUGGCCAAAGAGCUUAAGAGCAAACUGAUCGCCGAGGCCAAAGAGAGCAUCGUCAGGUCCUGCUGUCGUCGGUUGUAUAACUGGCUGAAAGUGGCUCCUUACAGGCCAGAUCAGCAGGUAGAGGAGGAUGAUGACCUGAUGGAUGAGAGUCAGGGCAAAGGCAUUCGUGUGCUGGGUGUGGCCUACGCACCAAGCAGAGACACACCCGUUUUCUGUGCUCUGAUCAACGGCGAAGGAGAGGUGGUUGACUUCUUACGUCUGCCCUACUUCAUGAAGAGGAGGAAUGCCUUCAGGGAGGAUGAAAGGGAGAAGAAGGCCCACGAUAUUGAAAAUCUAAAGAAGUUCCUGUCCAGUAAGAAACCUCAUGUGGUGGCUGUUGCAGGAGAAACACGAGACGCUCAAAUGAUCAUGGAGGACAUCAAGAGGGCCAUCAGCGAGCUGGAGCAGGAGUCGUCUCUGCCGGCUGUGGGAGUCGAGCUUGUUGACAAUGAACUGGCGACAUUGUACAUGAACAGCAAGAGGUCUGAGGUGGAUUACAGAGAUUACCCCCCGCUGCUACGACAGGCUGUGUCCAUAGCCAGGAAAAUCCAGGAUCCUCUGAUAGAGUACGCUCAGGUCUGCAGCACAGAUGAUGAUAUCCUGUGUCUGAAACUGCACCCGCUACAGGAACAUGUGGUGAAGGAGGAUUUGCUCAGCGCUCUGUACUGUGAAUUCAUCAAUCGCGUCAAUGAGGUCGGAGUGGACGUGAACAAGGCCAUCGCGCAUCCUCACACCCAGAGCCUGGUCCAGUUUGUUUGUGGUCUAGGACCCAGGAAGGGCUCACACUUACUCAAGAUUCUGAAGCAGAACAACACCCGCCUGGAGAACAGGACUCAGCUGGUCACGAUGUGUCACAUGGGACCCAAAGUUUUUAUCAACUGUGCCGGUUUCAUUAAGAUCGACACUGCGUCACUAGGAGACAGUACUGACUCCUACAUCGAGGUUCUGGAUGGAUCUCGAGUCCACCCUGAGACGUACGAGUGGGCUCGUAAGAUGGCUGUGGACGCUCUUGAGUACGAUGAGUCAGCAGAGGAUGCUAACCCGGCAGGAGCUCUGGAGGAGAUCUUGGAAAAUCCUGAACGUCUGAAAGAUCUGGAUCUGGAUGCCUUUGCUGAAGAGCUUGAGAGACAGGGUUAUGGAAACAAAGGGAUUACCCUCUACGAUAUCCGUGCUGAGCUGAGCUGCAGGUACAAAGAUCUGAGAGUCGCCUACAGAGUCCCUAACACAGAGGAGGUGUUCAACAUGCUCACCAAGGAGACUCCAGAGACCUUUUAUAUCGGUAAGCUGAUCACCAGUGUAGUAACAGGUAUCGCUCACCGGCGGCCUCAGGGAGAGAGCUACGACCAGGCCAUCCGCAAUGACUCCACCGGGCUGUGGCAGUGUCCCUUCUGCCAGCAAGACAACUUCCCUGAACUCAGCGAGGUGUGGAAUCACUUUGACAGCGGGUCGUGUCCGGGUCAGGCUAUCGGGGUGCGGUCCAGGUUAGAUAACGGCGUACAGGGAUUCAUUCCCACCAAGUUCCUCAGUGACAAAGUGGUGAAACAUCCAGAGGAGAGAGUCAAGGUGGGCAUGACCGUUCACUGCCGCAUCAUGAAAAUCGAUAUUGAGAAAUUCAGCGUUGACCUCACGUGCCGCACGUCGGAUUUGAUGGACAAAGCCAACGAGUGGAAGCUCCCCAAGGACAGCUACUAUGACUUCGACAAUGAGACUGAAGACCAAAAACAGGAGGAGGAGCUCAAGAAGAAACAACAGAGGACACCGUAUAUCAAGCGUGUCAUCGCCCAUCCGAACUUCCACAACAUCAGCUUCAACCAGGCAGAGAAGAUGAUGGAAACCCUGGAUCAGGGAGACUUGAUCAUCAGACCCAGCAGCAAAGGAGAGAACCACCUCACUGUUACCUGGAAGGUGGCUGAUGGAAUCUACCAGCAUGUGGACGUGAAAGAAGAAGGGAAAGAAAACGCCUUCAGCUUAGGGCACACUCUCUGGAUCAAUACUGAAGAGUUUGAAGAUCUGGAUGAAAUCACCGCUCGGUUCAUCCAGCCUAUGGCUUCAUUCGCCCGGGAUCUUCUAGGGCAUAAGUACUUCCAUGAGUGCUACGGGGGAAGCAAAGAGAAAAUGGAAGAGUUACUGGUCAAGACGAAGAGAGAGAAACCCACUUUUAUUCCGUACUUUAUCUCAGCAUGUAAAGAGCUACCAGGGAAGUUCAUCCUGGGCUACCAGCCUCGAGGAAAACCAAGAGUUGAAUUUGUGACCAUCACCCCGGACGGCUUCCGCUACCGCUCCCAGAUAUUCCCCACAGUGAACGGACUAUUCCGUUGGUUUAAGGACCAUUACCAGGAGCCUGUGCCAGGCAUCACUCCGAGCAACAGCAGCCGAACAAGGACUCCUGCAUCCCUGAAUGCCACCCCGGCUAACAUCAACAUCGCAGACUUGACGCGAGCUGUCAACGCCCUCCCACGCAACAUGACCUCUCAGAUGUUCAGUGCCAUCGCUGCAGUCACAGGUCAGGGCCAGAACCCCAACACCACCCCUGCUCAGUGGAGCUCCAGCCAGUACGGCUACGGAGGCAGCACAGGAGGAGGAGGAGGGAGCUCAUCGGCUUAUCAUGUAUUUGCAACCCCUCAGCAGCCAAUAGCGACCCCCUUGAUGACGCCCAGCUACUCCUACACCACGCCGAGCCAGCAGGCCCUUGGCACGCCGCAGUAUCCGGGCUCCACACCGCAGUCUUCGCACUCUCACCCCUCGCACGCCCACCCGCACGGAAGCCACGUGUCACACCACAGCCACCACGGCCAUCACAGCAGCAGCAGCCACGGCCACUCGUCCGGCACGCCAUCGUCCUCCACAUCAUCCAGAGGAAGGACGCCACAGCAGCAGCCGCCACAGCAGCCGCCACAGCCUCAGCAGCCUCAGCAACAGCAACAACAGCCGCCACAGCAGCCACAGCCAAAGCCCAGCGGCAGCAACGCUUCAGCCGUGGACUGGGGCAAGAUGGCGGAGCAGUGGCUGAAGGAGAAGGAGGCGGAGGGCCGGAAGAAAGCUCAGAGGAUGACACCCAGACCGUCACCCAGCCCCAUGAUCGAGAGCACACCCAUGUCCAUCGCCGGAGACGCCACGCCCCUGCUGGAUGAAAUGGACCGAUAGGACACGCAGGGGGGCGUCACUACCCCCCCUCCCCCUCCUCCUACCCCUCCCUCCUCAGCCUACGUCAUCCGGAUAACCUUCCCCUCUCAUGUAUUUCUCACCAUCCGUCAGACCAUUUCAUCAAGCUGGAGCUCACAGCGUUCAGCUGACUGUCCAUUCACACGCUCUCUCCUCGUCCUGAUGUCAUAGCUGCAGUUUAUCGAUCAUGGCUCAUCCCAACUCCUUCCUUCCUUCCUUCCUUCCUCCUGUCCUCCUGUCCUCCUCAUUACACCUCAAACGUUCCUCUCCUCCUCCCCUCUGGCCAUCUCUGGCUGAUUGGUAUUUUGUAUAGUAUGAAUAACACUGUAUAUGUCAUGCAGAAAGUCAGAACAAUGACAAAAAAAAACACUUGAAUUAUCUGACAGCAGUUACACAUAGGAUAUGGACCUACACAGAACAUGUCAGCGAGCUGUCGUACUAUCUUUAUUUUUAUGAUCGGUCUUAGUUUGAUCCGUGAGCGGUGGUGACAGAGAGGCACAGUUACAGUUUUUCUUCUGUAAGGUUGAUGCCAAAAAGAACGCCUUGCCAAGCCCAAUCAGGAAGUUGAAAUUUUUUUGUAUGCGUCAGAAUGAAUAAAGACUGUUUUUUUUCUGUUUAAACAUAA